AGGCCAAUAGAGGCAGAGAGAGACAGAGAGAGAGGGAGAGCGCGGCAGAGAACAAUGGUGUCGGGGUCGGGGAUCUGCGCGAAGAGGGUGGUGGUUGAUGCGCGGCACCAUAUGCUGGGGCGGCUGGCGUCGAUCGUGGCGAAGGAGCUGCUGAACGGGCAGAAGGUGGUGGUGUUGAGGUGCGAGGAGAUAUGCAUCUCCGGAGGCCUUGUUCGCCAGAAGAUGAAGUACAUGAGGUUCCUCCGCAAGCGCAUGAACACUAAACCCUCCCACGGCCCCAUCCACUUCCGCGCCCCCGCCAAAAUCUUCUGGCGCACGGUCCGCGGGAUGAUUCCGCAUAAGACGAAGCGUGGGGCAGCGGCGCUUGCCAGGUUGAAGGCGUACGAGGGAAUGCCUCCACCGUACGAUAAGGUCAAGAGGAUGGUUAUCCCCGAUGCUCUAAAGGUGUUGAGGCUUCAGAAGGGGCAUAAGUACUGCUUGAUGGGCCGUCUCUCAUCAGAGGUUGGAUGGAACCACUACGACACUAUCAGGGAGCUGGAGAAGAAGAGAAAAGAGCGGUCUCAGGUUGCAUAUGAGAGGAAGAAGCAGCUGAACAAACUUAGGGUGACGGCUGAGAAGACUGCUGAGGAAAAGCUUGGCUCCCAACUAGACAUCCUUGCUCCGGUUAAGUACUGAAAUUAUAGAUUAGGUAGAGUUGCACACAGUUUUGCAUGAGGGUUACGGUUCUAAUGAAUUUCCUGUCAGUUUUGUUGCUUGUUUGAAUUGAUAAAUUAUGAAUUACUAUCCAGUUUUGUUGGAUUGUUUGUAGAAUGUUUCUUUCAUCAUUCCGAUAAUUUAUAUUGUUGGUCAAUUUAUUGCUCA
Molecule: messenger RNA, 861 nt
Organism: Corylus avellana
Lineage: Eukaryota; Viridiplantae; Streptophyta; Magnoliopsida; Fagales; Betulaceae
Source: RefSeq, a predicted model, not a curated record